Messenger RNA from Hymenoscyphus albidus, 2443 nucleotides. NCBI's taxonomy places the organism in Eukaryota, Fungi, Ascomycota, Leotiomycetes, Helotiales, Helotiaceae. The record is from the annotation of a GenBank genome assembly.
GGGUUCUUAGGUACCGGUACCUCCGUACCUGGAUGUGCUUCUGAUCGUACCUUCCUCGAUUGAGUUUAUACAUGCUGCUGCUUUACCGUGCCCACACACCGCAAAGCAGAUUCCGAGUCAGGCGCCCACCAGCACCAGCACCUCCACAAUCCUUAUCGGCAGGCGCCGUGGAGUGCGUGUGUGUUGCAGGCUCGCAGGCAAACACUCGGCUGCCCCAGACGACGUAAUUGCGCUAGCUAGUGAGGUGGAAGCUCCCCGGCCAACCAUGAAACAACUCAUCACAAGCCCAGACAGUCCAUAUCAGCUGCUUGUGCUUCCUCCUCCCAGCUCUCUCUCUCUCCUUAUCUCAUCGUCAACAUCAACACUGAUCUGAGAGCAUCACAUCAAUACAGCUCCUGGUGAGAAUUGUUAAUCCCUAUUCUCUAAACAACCCAUCUGCCGUCUGGCAACCUUCAUCAUGAAGCUCCUCACAUCCACCAUCCUUCUAGGCGCUGCCUCCACCGCCACAGCAUCUCAACAACAGAUUCUGGGAGGCAAUGCUCAGAAUCCCCUCGAGCAGAUUACCAAACCAGUCUCUGAUGCCUGGUCCAAGACCCUUGGCCAUCUUUCCGAGUCCAUGAAGGAGAUGUCCGGGGAAGUCAAGCAGAUCUGGGACGAGGUCAACAUGCUCUUCCCGGAAGCUAUGGAAAAGGCCAACCUUUUCUCUGCUCCUAAACCACACAAGAAACGUCCGGAUAGCACUUGGGACUACAUUGUUAAGGGUGCUGAUGUCCAGAGUGUUUGGGUUGAGAACUCGAGCGGUGAGAAGGAGCGAGAGAUUGACGGAAAGCUCGAGAACUACAACCUCAGAGCUAAGAAGGUUGAUCCAUCUAAGCUUGGUGUUGACACUGUCAAGCAGUACAGUGGUUAUCUCGAUGAUGAUGAGAAGGAUAAGCAUCUCUUCUACUGUAAGUCUACCUGAAAUCAAAUAAAUCAGUUUGGAAACUGCUUCUAACGACCUUCUAGGGUUCUUCGAGUCCCGAAAUGACCCAAAGAAAGACCCCGUUAUCCUUUGGCUUAACGGAGGCCCAGGCUGCUCAUCUCUAACCGGUCUCUUCCUCGAACUCGGUCCAUCUUCAAUUGACAAGAACUUGAAGCUCAAGAGCAACCCAUACUCCUGGAACGCCAAUGCUUCGGUCAUCUUCCUCGAUCAACCAGUCAACGUCGGUUACUCCUACAGUGGCGGAUCUGUCAGCAACACAAUCGCUGCAGGAAAGGAUGUCUAUGCUCUCCUUACACUCUUCUUCAAGCAAUUCCCCGAAUACGCAACCCAGGACUUCCACAUCGCAGGAGAAUCAUAUGCCGGUCACUACAUUCCAGUCUUCACAUCCGAGAUUCUCUCACACAAGAAGCGUAACAUCAAUCUCAAGUCUAUCUUGAUCGGAAAUGGUCUCACCGAUGGUUUGACCCAAUACGAAUACUACAAGCCAAUGGCAUGCGGAAAGGGUGGAUACAAGGCCGUUCUCAGUGAGAGCGAGUGUCAAGCCAUGGACAACGCACUUCCUCGCUGCCAAAGUCUCAUUCAAAACUGCUACGAUAGUGAGAGUGUUUGGUCUUGUGUCCCUGCAAGCAUUUACUGCAACAAUGCUAUGAUCGGACCUUACCAAAAGACCGGCCAGAACGUUUACGAUAUCCGAAGCAAGUGUGAGGAUUCUAGCAACCUUUGCUACUCUGCUCUCGGCUGGAUUAGCGAGUACCUCAACAAAAAGGAUGUGCAAGCCGAGCUCGGUGUCGAAGUCAGCUCAUAUGACAGCUGCAACUUUGAUAUCAACAGAAACUUCCUUUUCCAAGGUGACUGGAUGCAACCUUUCCACCGUCUUGUUCCCGGUAUCCUCGCAGAGCUCCCAGUUCUAAUCUACGCCGGUGACGCUGAUUACAUCUGCAACGUAAGCUAUUACUCCAAAUACUCAAUGAAUGAAUCAAGGAAGAAUACUGACAUGUUUUAGUGGCUCGGUAACCAAGCCUGGACAGAGGCUCUUGAGUGGCCUGGUCAAAAGAACUUCAACAAGGCUUCCAUCAAGGACCUCGAGCUCGAUGGUGGCCACAAGUACGGAAAGAUCAAGAACAGUGGAAACUUGUAAGUCAUCCUUUGAAAGACAUCCUUCUAGGACUAACGACUAAUUUUAUCUAGCACUUUCAUGCAAAUCUUCGGUGCUGGACACAUGGUUCCAAUGGACCAGCCAGAAGCCUCAUUAGAUUUCCUCAACAGAUGGCUUGGUGGAGAGUGGUACUAAACAUAAGACGUGGCACUAAACACAAGAUUUCCACUUGGAUAGGACGACCGUUCGAAAGAGGUUCAUAAUUGUAUCAUUGGCACAGCUCUAUAGAUCUGUACUUUAGGCGCCUGGUUAGAUCAAUUAAAUUUUCAUCGAUUAACUAAAUCUGAACAAGAAAUUGCAGUACA